Messenger RNA from Rhodotorula graminis WP1, 1618 nucleotides. RefSeq lists its product as uncharacterized. NCBI's taxonomy places the organism in Eukaryota, Fungi, Basidiomycota, Microbotryomycetes, Sporidiobolales, Sporidiobolaceae. Gene Ontology annotation, cellular component: membrane. The record is from RefSeq and is a predicted model, not a curated record. Bases 1 to 1554 code for a protein of 517 amino acids. The transcript is spliced from 7 exons. Gene Ontology annotation, biological process: transmembrane transport.
AUGUCCUCGACCGAGAUCCCAGACGUGGGCACGCUCGUCUUCUUGUCGUUCAAGCCGUUGGUCCGUGUACUUGUGCCCGCCGGCGUCGGCUUUGCGCUGCAGCGCGCGGGCGUGUUGCCCGGCGACGCGACCCGCAGUUCAUCAGUUCUCCUCGUCAACUUCUUCCUCCCCUGUCUCCUGUUCUCCAAGAUCGUCCCGGCAUUCACGCCAGACAAUGUUCCCGCCAUCGGACCCAUCAUCCUCGUUGCCUUCUUCUACCAAGCUCUCCCGUUCGUCUUGGGCUUCUUCGCUCGCGCAAUCACCCCAACACCUCGCCGGUUCCGGUGGGGCGUCAUCAGCAGCUGUAUGUACGGCAACUGGGGUGACCUCCCGAGCGCUGUCGUCUUGUCCAUCACGUCGACGCGUCCGUUCAACCCGAGCACCGACGGCGACCUCGCCUUGGCCUACGUCGCCAUCUUCAUCCUCGUCACCUACAUCUCCUACUUCCCGUUGCAGGGCAUCCGCAUCCUGCAGAUCGACUACCGCCGCCCUGUCGACGCCGCGCUCGAGCUGCGGUACGAGGAGGGCGAGUUUGGCACCGUGCGCAAGUACCUCAACCGGCUGUUGAGGGGCAUGCCGAUGGCGCACGAGCUCGAGGAGGAGCGCGAGCGGCGGGACAAGCGCGAGGACAAGCUCGACAAGGAGGGCAGGGCGGCGCGUGAGGACGACGUCGGCGGCGACGAGCGAGCAGUCGGCCUCGACUCGCCUGUGCGUCCGCGCAUGGCGACUUGCGCGACGCAGACGGGCCGAGAGGCCGACGACGGCGGCAUCUCGCCGGCGCUCCUCGCGCCGCCGGCGCGCCACCUCGACCAGUACGGCACCGGGUUCCCGAUCCUCGAGCCUGUCCCGUCCGAUGUCGCGCGCUCGCACCACUCGGCCGCACCCACCUCGCCGUCGAUGCAUCCUCGAGCCGGGGUGCGCAUCGCGCACGGCAUCUGGGUCCUCAUCCGGCCCAUCUUCCAGUCGCCGCCCUGCGUCGCCCUCCUGUCGGCGCUCAUCAUCUCGCUCGUGCCGAGCUUGCGCGCCCUGUUCGUCCCGCCCAAGGACGGCGCGUCGUUCCACCCGACGGCGCCUGACGGCGACCCGCCGCUCGCGGUCCUGUACGACACGGCCAAGUUUGUCGGCGGCGCGUCAAUCCCGACGGGCCUCGUCGUGCUCGGUGCGUCGAUGGGCAAGCUGCAGGUCCCGAGGCCGAUCGGGCGCCUCCCGCUCGCGUCCAUCGUGAGCAUGAGCGCCAUCCGGCUCGUGAUCCAGCCCAUUGUCGGGUUCUACCUCGUGCGCGCCCUCGUGCGGUGCGGCAUGGUGAGCGCAGACAACAAGGUGCUGCGGUUCGUCAUGGUGACGCUCAGCUGCGUCCCAACCGCCACGCUCCAGGUCACCUACUCGAUCCUGUUUGCGCCACCAGGGCAGCCGAACAACUCGGAGCUUGUCGCCGCGCACCUCAUCCUCCAAUACAUCGUGUGGGCGUUCUCGAGCGUCAUCUUGACGGCGUUCAGCCUGAACGACAUCUUCUAGACCCCAUCUGUAGCGCUCUCUCUCUCCGUCGUCUGUUGCAUCACGAGCCUCUCCUUUUGUCGUC